AUGCAAUUGGAAGCCGUUAAUGCACCGCGUUUGGUAGGAGAGCCCUUGGUAAACGCCACGACGAAAGGCAAGGAGGCCGAACUCGUGUGUCGCGUGAAAGCCAAUCCACCUCCCAAGGCUAACUCUGUCUACUGGCGACGCGUGAUCGACGAGACUCCCAUGGUGGAGAUUACCUCCUCCACCAUUGCCGACUUUGCGGCUUCAAGAAGUGACAUUUCCCAGGGCCCCAAGCAUUACGAAAAACCUUCAAUAGCUGGGCUCCGAUGUAACCAGAAAUUUGCAGCUGGGCGAAUCAAAUACUACGUUAAGUGCUUCACACCAGAGCCAUAUCAUCUUGUAAGCACCCUUCAUAUAAGGGAUGUUGAUCCGAGUGACGUUGGCCGAUAUGAGUGCUUCGUUGACAAUGGUAUCGGUUCCCCUGUGGUGCGAUUGAUUGAUCUUAUUUAUCGCUUUGCUCCACGGGUGCUGGAGUUAGUGCGGUGGUCACGGGCCGCACCGCCUCACGACCCGAGUGAGACAAGCCUCAACCACACUCACCUAAUGCCACUCGCUCCGAUAUCGCCCACCUCGGUGGUCUGUGUGAUCGCCGCGGAGCCCGCUCCCACUGUUACGUGGUUCCGCGAACCGGCCAACCUCACCCUUGUCGAGGGUGGGCAGUUCAAGUCCUCCGUCACGCGUCUCCACGCCGGCCGCUACCGGGCGCUCCUUACUAUCGAGUUUGUCCGACAAGUUGACUUUGGUAGCUACUAUUGCCAGGCGAAAAACAGCAUGGGGAUGGAUGUUGGAAAGGUGAUCCUGGGCCCGACUACGUCUCCCGGACGACCCGGCAAUCCUGUUUUGAUAAGAGCCACCUCCUCCUCUCUUACUGUCGGCUGGCAGCAGGCAUUCAACGGAGGCCCUCCACAAACCUUCAUUGUUAAAUGGGCCCCUGACGAUACACCUGAUGCCGUACAAACUGUUGAAGUCAAGGAAGAUUUCAUGUCUGAAGUUAUUAAGCACACCAUAGAAAAUCUCCUGAAAUCCACAAAAUAUCGUAUCUACGUGGCUGCUAAAAACCCUCUUCACAAGGCCUCUCCUUUUACCGACUAUCUCAUUGCAUCUACUACCGCUGUUUCAGAUCCUACGGAAGAGGCGAUGCGAGAUGAAGCUCACGGUGGUGGUGGCGGGGGCCGGGGGUUAGGCUUGGGACAAAUGACUAGCGCCAAUUCGAUCACGCGACAGGACGAUGGUGGUAGUGGAAGCCCCACUUCCAGCGUUUCUAUGAUAAUCACCAUCGCCAUUUGCUUUGGCUGCCUCAUCUUCCUUACAAACCUCAUCAUUGUGGGGCUUGUGCUGCAUCGUAGACACCAACGCAAAGACUCCCGGCUUAAACGGAUACCUGGAACCGACACUAUGGGCGGUAGUCUCUUUUUUUUCCAAAAUGGCUUCACUUUUCAAGUCCUUAACCUAGAGGCCCAUUGGAUUGCGCAAAAUGGCAGGAGAGAGCUUAAAAGGGAGCAGUUCUAUGUACAAUUAGGCGGUGUCCUCAGUGGCAGGAAUGCUGUCAAUGUAGGGACGACAUCAGACCGGCCACUCCUACGUUCCGACAGCAGUGUGCUGGCGGGUGCUAGGGCUACAUUAAGGCCUAAGGUGCGCACAGUCAAGUAUGUGGAUGCGGGUGGAGGAGUGGGCCUAGUUAAGUGUGGUGUCAUGGACGGCUACCCCACCACUGAUUGUUACCCCGAUCGUUUCCUCAAUGGGCAACAUGUCUUUGGACCGUUUAUGGAUUCAGCUAGCCAAAAGGACAGUCUCAGUCAAUACCAAUUUGAGCAUUUUGGCCAAUGUUCACCUCAAAUGCCAGCAGAGUAUAUAACUUCAGCGGGCUCCUAUUUCCCGCGUGAUUCACCACUCAAUCUCUUCGCCAAUUCUCCUGCUCUGAUCACGGCAGCAGAGCAGCAUGUGACAACCCUCCAUCACGCUCAGCAGCAACAGCACCAUCGGCUAAAUUCACAGACCCUGUCACGCUCCAGCUCGCCAUUACACUCCUCGCGCUCACACGGUCUCCAGCCGCCCACCACUCCUUCUUCACUGGAGCAUGCGCACCAACUCACCGCCCACCAGCGGCAUCCAUGCUUUACCACCAACGCCACUGGCUGCGCCUACCCACCCGACCAGUCAAUCUACCUCGUCGCGGCACCAAACCCACAUCGUUACAUUGCUGACGAUCCGCUGGGUGCCGCCGCUGCCGCUGCAGCCCUCUAUGGUGGUCUUCCGCCAGGCGCAGUUUCCCCUCACUCUCUGACUGACAAAUCAGUUGGAGGGGUAUCCGAGGGUAGGGGAGGUGCGGGCGGCAGCUAUGCGAGUAGCGGAGGAAGGAUUCUGCAAACUGUAACGCCAACUCUCGGUUACCACUCGUCACCUAGAAUGAUCACCAGCUUCUACUCACCGCCACGACCUGACAUAAGUGCCGGGGCGGGUAACUCCCUGGGGCCGCAUAUGCGAAACAGCUUCGGUCAGGUAGCUCGAAGAAAUUCAUCAUUCGCUACACCUGAUCGUGCCUACGCUAUUGAGAACACAAACGUCGGAAGGAACCUCACUACCGACGUGCACCAAACCCCCUUGAUGUGGGUAAACAACAUGGAGUCAGUGAAUGUGGUGGACACAGCAAACGACUUGACGAUGUCCAGUGACUUAGUAGCAACAAUUCCCCCACCAUCGGAUUUUGGUCUUCCACCACACCCCAACGCCGUUGCUGGCCCGAGAGAGACCAACAGUGCUGCGCAAUACGCCGCGUCCAGUGCAAGUUCACCUAUCAGACAGCACCACUUUGGACUUUCGGGUGAAUCAGGCAUCGAGUGGCUAGGAUCGCCCUCGCACCAGCCCCCUGUGAACAUGGUGCGCGGCAGCAGCUCAACCCAGCAGACGCCUGGAGUACACCUCGACCUUAAAAUGUAA
Molecule: messenger RNA, 2934 nt
Organism: Echinococcus granulosus
Lineage: Eukaryota; Metazoa; Platyhelminthes; Cestoda; Cyclophyllidea; Taeniidae
Product: Nephrin
Exons: 14
Coding region: 1-2934 (977 amino acids)
Biological process (GO): cell-cell adhesion; axon guidance
Cellular component (GO): axon; plasma membrane
Molecular function (GO): protein binding
Source: RefSeq, a predicted model, not a curated record